AUGGCUAAUGCUUCUACUAUCAUCUGCAUCGGGAUAGUAGUAGGCGUGGUGUCGUCGGCUACGCAGUCGCUGGGUCUGACGCUUCAGAGAAAGGCCAGCGUCGCACACAUCGCACAGGUCGCGAAUGAAGAGCGGCCCGGUCCGUCGUUAUACCGAAACGCUACGUGGCAACUGGGACUCGCACUUUUCUUGCUUGCCAACAUUGUCGGAAGUACAGUUCAGAUCGCCACGUUGCCACUGAUCGUACUGGCGCCGCUGCAGAGCUGUGGCCUUUUGUUCAACUCGCUCGCCGCUCACUACGUGCUCAAAGAGUACUCCUCGUGGCGCACGCCCUUAGCAACGCUCCUGAUCGUCGCAGGCGGCAUGGUCAUCGGCGUCGUGGGCGUUUCCUCCACGUCCUCGCACUCCAUAACGCAUUCUCUCGCAGAAUUGUGGAAACUGGCCCAGGCAUCGCUUUUCAGGCGUUGGUUCGUCAGCACCAACGCCCUGGUGGGCGUGGUGCUGGCCCUCACCUGGUAUUAUAAACAGGCCCUCCCCACUUUUGUCAAGGGCGUCAGUUACGGCUGUUGCAGCGGCAUCUGGUCCGCGCAUUCACUGCUCAUGGCCAAAUCCGUUUCUGACGUGGUCACGCACGCCAUAAUUCAUGGCUCGGCUGAUUUGGUCAACUCGUCAUUUUGGAUCCUGGUGGCAGUUUUUGUCUCUCUAUCCCUCACACAGCUAUUUCUUUUGAACACUGGUCUGCGACACAUUUCAACGUCAAUCUUAUACCCGUUGGUUUUUUGCAUCUACAACCUGGUUAAUAUUUUCAACGGGAUAGUGUUUUUCAAUGACCAGGGACAACCUUUGUCGAAGGUCUUGGGUGUGAUACUCCCAGGCGUGGCUAGUUUAAUAUGUGGGGUAGUGCUUUUGUCAAGAGACCAGUUUAUCAUUUCGCAAGGCGAGGACUCCAAAAACGUACAAGACUCGCAACAUCGUACCAGCAUGCUUUCCUACACCAGUCUCAGGCCCAAGAGCGUAGACCUCGCAUCCCUUCAGGCCCCUACGUCCUCGAAUACGGAAUCUUCAGACCCAUAUUACGUUUCUCUCCCGCAAACCCCAAAGAAAGACAAAUACAACUCGAUGUCUUCUUCGAAGCGUAACAGUCGAAGAGUACUUUCUUUUGAACAGGAAGGCAUUCUCAGUCAAAUGGUUUAG
Lachancea sp. 'fantastica' is the source of this 1194-nucleotide messenger RNA. NCBI's taxonomy places the organism in Eukaryota, Fungi, Ascomycota, Saccharomycetes, Saccharomycetales, Saccharomycetaceae. The record is from the annotation of a GenBank genome assembly.